AUGCAACCUCAAAAAACAAGCACAACCGGCAGUGGAACCAUCCACAAUAUUAAGGAAAAAGUCUUACAUCCAUUCACUCAUGACACUGACAGCAAUAUCACUUACGAAAGCAGACAACAAAAGAAGUUGGCAGAAACUGAUCCAAACUUGGCAAGUCAAUUUGGAGUUAAAGAUGUUGGAAUUCCACACAAGCCAGCAACAACAACAGGAGUAAAUGUUCCUCAAUCAACUACUACAAGUGGUGGAAUGUUAAAUCAACCAACUCAAACCAAUAUUGCAAGAGAGGAAUACAUGGAAAAAAAGUUGUAA
Molecule: messenger RNA, 309 nt
Organism: Naegleria gruberi
Lineage: Eukaryota; Heterolobosea; Eutetramitea; Acrasida; Naegleriidae
Exons: 1
Coding region: 1-309 (102 amino acids)
Source: RefSeq, a predicted model, not a curated record